Messenger RNA from Hordeum vulgare subsp. vulgare (domesticated barley), 446 nucleotides. RefSeq names its product thioredoxin-like protein 4B. Lineage: Eukaryota; Viridiplantae; Streptophyta; Magnoliopsida; Poales; Poaceae. The transcript has 2 exons. The coding region runs from base 1 to 276 and encodes 91 amino acids. The record is from RefSeq and is a predicted model, not a curated record. Gene Ontology annotation, biological process: mRNA splicing, via spliceosome. Gene Ontology annotation, cellular component: spliceosomal complex; U5 snRNP; U4/U6 x U5 tri-snRNP complex.
AUGGGGUCGGUGGUGCUGACGACGCUGCGGCGGAAGCGGGAGGUCGACGCCGCCAUCCGCGACACCUUCGGCAAGGUCCUUGUCCUCCGAUUCGGCCGCGCCUCGCACUCCGUCUGCCUCCAGCUCGACGACGUCCUCACAAAAUCUUCUUGGGACAUAUCCAAAUUUGCAAGGGUAGCAUUGGUUGACAUGGAUUCUGAGGAGAUUCAAGUGUAUGUUGACUAUUUUGAUAUCACGUUGAGGCCGAGGUUCUGCCUGAAACGGCAUUAUAUGUGAUAUGACAUGUUAAUUUUUUUAGUUCACUCUUUUGCAUAAACGGUAGCUUAUCUCUGCUUCCUUUUAUGCAUUGGAGGUAUACACGAAAGGUGCUAUUGUUUGUUAACUGACUGUUGUUUGUACACUGAAAACUGCUAGUUGCCUUGGUUGAAAAACUGCUACUUUUGUUA